AACCUCAGCGUGUCAGCAAGACAACACGGAGGGGGAGUGAAUUUAUUGAUACCAGUCAUAUUUUGAAGGAACAUUAUAAUAAUUCCAUCUAAUUGUGAGCAGUUUCUGUUCAGCCGAAAGCUGUCUGGGUUUCUUCCAGCAGCCCAGUAGAUGUCCACUCCCUCAGAUACAUCAGGUGGUAUGUCCCAUCCUGGCCCUUCUCCGGGAGCUGGUCUCUCCCCAGGGCCAAUCUUGGGCCCCAGCCCUGGACCGGACCCCUCACCAGGCUCUGUUCACAGUAUGAUGGGACCUAGUCCAGGCCCUGGAACACCCAAUGCACCUCAUGGCAUGCAGGGCCAGGGGCAAAGUGAUUACUCUCAGGACAGCAUGUAUCCUAUGCACAAGCCCAUGGACGGUAUGAAUGACAAGGUAAUGGCAGAUGCGAUGCACUUUGGUCACAUGAAAGGUGUGGGCAUGAGAUCUCUGCACAGUGGGAUGGGCCCUCCACAGAGUCCCAUGGACCAGCACAGCCAAGGUUACAUGUCACCACAUCCAUCCCCCAUGGGUGUGCAUGAGCAUGCUCCUAGCCCAAUGUCAGGAGGUGCAGGAGGUGGGGGGCCCACACCUCCCCACAUGCCACCCUCACAAUCAGGUCCGAUGAUGUCCAUGGAUCCCCAGGGAGGCAUGGCCAAUAUGUCCAACAUGGGCCAGCAGGGGCGGGGACCCUCUGCUUUUAGCCCAGUCCAGCUGCAGCAGCUCAGAGCUCAGAUUCUGGCCUGCAAGAUCCUUGGCCGUGGGCAACCUCUGCCUGAAAACCUACAGCUGGCUGUUCAGGGCAAGAGGAGCCUACCCACAAUGCAACAGCAGCAGCAACAACAGCAGCAACAACAGCCAACACCUGGUGGUAGUCCUUAUAACAGGCCCCCAGGUAUGACAAUGGCACCUAUUAGUGGACCCCAGUCAAGCCCCUGCCCAACCCCAGCUAUGCAAGGACACAAUCAAAGCACAGGACCUAAGCCUUGGCCUGAUGGUCAGGGGGCCGAAAAUCAAGCCAAUUCUCAGAAGCACCUCACUCCUGCUUCCAGUGGACGCCCGUCCCCUGUGCCACCUCAGACCACUGCUGUGCCAGCUGGGCCCUUGCCAGGCAGUUCAGUGACCCCUCAGCCUCCCGGACAGCAGGUGUCCCCCAUGCUUCAGAUGCAGCAGAAGCAGAACCGGGUCACACCAAUUCAGAAACCUCAAGGCUUGGACCCAGUUAGGAUCCUUCAGGAACGAGAGUACAGGUUGCAGGCUCGGAUUGCACAUCGAAUCCAGGAACUGGAGAGUCUGCCAGGCUCCCUGCCUCCUGAUCUGAGGACCAAAGCCACAGUGGAACUCAAGGCAUUGCGUUUACUCAACUUCCAGCGGCAGCUGAGGCAGGACGUGGUGGCAUGUAUGAGGCGAGACACGACCCUGGAGACGGCCCUGAACUCCAAGGCGUACAGACGCAGCAAGCGGCAGACACUGAGGGAGGCUCGCAUGACUGAGAAGCUGGAGAAGCAGCAAAAGCUGGAGCAGGAAAAGAAGCGCAGACAAAAACAUCAGGAAUAUCUCAACAGUAUCCUUCAGCAUGCCAAGGACUUCAAAGAGUAUCACCGUUCUGUGUCUGGUAAAAUGCAGAAACUCACACGGGCUAUUGCCAACUGGCAUACCAACACAGAGCGUGAACAGAAGAAGGAGACUGAGAGGAUUGAGAAGGAGAGGAUGAGAAGGCUUAUGGCAGAAGAUGAAGAAGGCUACCGAAAACUAAUUGACCAAAAGAAAGACAAGCGUUUGGCCUAUUUGCUGCAGCAGACAGAUGAAUACGUGGCUAACCUCACCACCCUGGUGUAUGAACACAAAGCUGCCCAAGCUGCUAAGGAGAAGAAGAGGAGGAAGAAGAAAAAGAAGAAGGUGGAUGGAGAUGGCGAAGGUACUAGUGCCAUUGGACCUGAUGGAGAGCCCAUGGAUGAGAGCAGCCAGAUGAGUGAGCUGCCAGUCAAAGUGAUUCAGACUGAGACUGGAAAAGUUUUGCAGGGAACGGAUGCUCCCAAAUCCAGUCAGCUGGAGGCCUGGCUUGAGAUGAACCCUGGAUAUGAAGUGGCUCCACGGUCAGACAGCGAGGAGAGUGGUUCUGAGUUUGAGGAGGAGGAGGAAGAGGAGGCUGCGAAGACAGAAACAGAGGAGAAGAAGAUAAUUGAUCCCACUGAAGCUGAAGAAACCACGAAUGAUGUCAAACACGUCAUUGAGUCUGCUAAGCAGGAUGUGGAUGAUGAAUACAGUGUUCCCACUGGACAAACCUUCUCCCAGUCUUACUAUGGUGUGGCCCACGCUGUCAUUGAAAGGGUGGAUAAGCAGUCGUCACUGCUGAUCAACGGCAUGCUUAAACAUUACCAGAUCCAAGGGCUGGAGUGGAUGGUGUCCCUGUACAACAACAAUCUAAAUGGCAUUCUGGCUGAUGAGAUGGGCCUCGGCAAAACUAUACAAACCAUCGCCCUCAUCACCUACCUGAUGGAGCACAAGAGAAUCAAUGGUCCCUUUCUCAUCAUCGUUCCUCUCUCGACUUUGUCUAACUGGGUUUAUGAACUAGACAAGUGGUCACCCUCAAUUGUGAAAAUUGCCUACAAGGGCACCCCUGCAUUGCGCCGUGGGCUCGUACCUCAGCUCCGCAGCGGUAAAUUCAAUGUCUUGCUGACCACCUAUGAAUACAUCAUCAAGGACAAGCACAUACUGGCCAAGAUUCGUUGGAAAUAUAUGAUUGUGGAUGAGGGUCACAGGAUGAAGAACCACCAUUGCAAGUUGACUCAGGUGCUGAACACCCACUAUGUGGCUCCCCGCCGUCUCCUCCUCACUGGUACACCACUGCAGAACAAACUGCCCGAGCUGUGGGCCUUGCUCAACUUCCUCCUGCCCACUAUCUUCAAGAGCUGCAGCACCUUCGAGCAGUGGUUUAAUGCACCAUUCGCAAUGACAGGAGAGAGGGUGGACCUAAAUGAGGAGGAAACCAUCCUGAUAAUUCGGCGUUUGCAUAAGGUGCUCCGUCCCUUCCUUCUACGCAGACUAAAGAAAGAGGUGGAGUCUCAGCUGCCAGAGAAGGUGGAGUAUGUCAUAAAAUGCGACAUGUCUGCCAUACAGAAAGUUCUGUAUCGCCACAUGCAGAAAGGAAUCCUUCUCACUGAUGGCUCAGAGAAAGACAAGAAGGGCAAAGGAGGAGCGAAGACCCUGAUGAACACCAUCAUGCAGCUCAAGAAGAUCUGCAACCAUCCCUACAUGUUCCAGCACAUUGAGGAAUCUUUUGCAGAGCACCUUGGCUUUCCAAAUGGCAUAAUCAGUGGGCCAGAUCUUUAUCGAGCCUCUGGGAAAUUUGAGCUUCUAGAUCGCAUCCUGCCAAAGCUUCAUGCCACCUCACACAGAGUCCUGCUGUUCUGCCAGAUGACCACUCUCAUGACAAUCAUGGAAGACUACUUCAGCUACCGCAACUUUCAGUAUUUACGACUCGAUGGUACCACCAAGGCUGAGGACCGAGCGUUACUGUUGAAGAAAUUUAAUGAGGAAGGAUCUCAGUACUUCAUCUUCUUGCUCAGCACAAGAGCCGGUGGCCUUGGCCUCAACCUGCAGGCUGCUGACACUGUCAUCAUCUUUGACAGUGACUGGAAUCCCCACCAGGACCUUCAGGCUCAGGACCGGGCUCACCGCAUUGGUCAGCAGAAUGAAGUGCGCGUGCUUCGCCUCUGCACUGUCAAUAGUGUGGAAGAGAAAAUCCUUGCUGCUGCCAAGUACAAAUUGAACGUGGAUCAGAAGGUCAUCCAGGCUGGCAUGUUUGACCAGAAGUCCUCGGGCCACGAGCGCCGUGUCUUCCUGCAAGCCAUUUUAGAACACGAGGAGCAGAAUGAGGAAGAAGACGAGGUACCAGAUGAUGAAACCCUCAACCAGAUGAUAGCCCGCAUUGAAGAUGAAUUUGAACUUUUUAUGCGCAUGGACAUGGACAGACGCAGAGAGGACGCCAGAAACCCAAAGCGCAAGCCUCGUCUAAUGGAGGAGGACGAGUUGCCGUCUUGGAUCAUCAAAGACGACGCGGAGGUGGAAAGGCUGACGUAUGAAGAAGAGGAAGAGAAGAUGUUUGGCCGAGGCUCUCGCUGUCGUCGGGAUGUAGACUACAGUGACACCCUGACUGAAAAACAGUGGCUACGGGCGAUCGAGGAUGGAAACCUGGAGGAGAUAGAGGAGGAGAUCCGGCUCAAAAAGCGCAAACGUAAGAGACGUCAGGACAAGGACUCUUCAAGCAGAGAAGAUGGAGGCAGCAAGGCUAAGAAGCGACGUGGAAGGCCACCAGCGGAGAAACUCUCCCCCAACCCUCCUAAACUCACCAAGCAAAUGAACGCCAUCAUUGAUACAGUAAUCAACUACAGAGAUGGGUCAGGAAGACAACUAAGUGAGGUCUUUGUUCAGCUGCCAUCCCGAAAGGAGCUCCCAGAAUAUUAUGAGCUGAUCAGAAAACCGGUGGACUUCAAAAAGAUCAAAGAACGUGUGAGAAAUCAUAAAUACAGGAGUGUGGGUGACCUGGAGAAGGAUGUGAUGCUGCUCUGUCACAACGCUCAGACUUUCAAUUUGGAGGGAUCCCAGAUAUAUGAAGACUCCAUUGUCCUUCAGUCUGUUUUCAAGAGUGCCAGGCAGAAGAUAGCCAAAGAUGAAGAGAGCGAUGAUGACAGCGACGAGGACGAUGAUGAUGAGGACGAGUCAGAGGCUGAAUCCAAGUCAGUGCGAGUUAAGAUCAAGCUGAAUAAGGAGGCGAGGAGCCACGACAAAGGCAAGAAGAGGCAAAGCCGAGGGAAGGCCAAGCCGGUGGUCAGCGACGAUGACAGUGACGACGACCAGGAUGAUAAUGAUCAGUCGGAUAAGAGCGAUGACGAAUGAGAAGAGGAUGCACAGACAUGUAGCACUUAUAAAGCAACAGACAGUAUCUUCCAUUGUUGUUCUUGUGCAUUUUUAUUAACUUCCUCUUUGUCUGUCCGUAGUGUUUUGUCAUCCUCUUUCCCCCAUUUUGAAAAUGUAUUACUCAUAACCAAUAAGCUACAGCAAUACCAAUCUGCUUAUUAUACUCCUCUUUUUAAGACAAUUUGUAGUAUAUUUUUAAACGCUGAGCUUUGACUAAGAUUGAAAUUGUGUAUAAAAAAAAUGAAAAGAAAAAUAGAUUUAGUUAUGUUUCACGCGCUUUUGCUUUAUUUGUACUUGCUUGCUUGCACUUAAAGAAAAUGAAAUGUUAACAUCCAUUUUUUUUUUAAAAAGGUCUAUUAAAAGACAAAUAUAUACUGUAUACGUAUAGCCAAGGACAUCCAAGUUAGUUUGGAGAACUGGUGUUGAAAAUGGCAAUCAAGUUUUAAAUGUGAUGAUUUAUUCUUUUACCUUGUGCAGUGCCAAAUGUUGAAAUACAAGACAAAAUCAUUUGUUAGAUAAAACUCUGCCCCUGACUGAUCAUGACUCAGCUGCCGUCACUUUGAUAAACAAGUAAACAAACAAGUGGUAAACAAUGUAUGGUGCCUUUUUAAAAACCUACAGAGAGCGAUCGGAAUAGAUCACACUCCGAUGCUGUUUAGUUCAUUUUUUUGCUCGGAAAAUGUGGAAAAAAAUUGUUUUUUCUUGUUUGAUUUUAUUUUUUAUUAUUUAAUUUUUUUGCUGAUCAGUUUCUGAACCCAUUGGAAUAAACCCGGGGAUCAGUGGCCAAUAAAUUAGGGAUUCUAAUGUAGACGGUGAAUACUUUUUAUAGUUUUUUAUUGUGUUAACUUUUACAACCAGGAAGUUUCUGGCUAGUCUUUAGUAACAGCAAUCUGCAUAUGAAUGCAAAUUUAAAAUAAUAAUAAUAAUAAUAAUUAUCAACUUAUAGUUGAUACAUUUCCUGUAGUGCAAGGGUGUCAAACUCUUUUUAGUUCAGGGGCCACAUACAGUGCAAUCUGAUCUGAAUUGGGCCAGACCAGUAAAAUAAUAGCAUAUUAACCUAUAAACAACAAGGACCCCACAUUUUUACAAAACUUAAAAAACAAGCAAUUUCAACAAUAUUAUGCCUAAAUUUAGCAUUUACACAUGUACAUUACAACCUACAGACCAUAGUGGAUCCACAAAAGCACAAAACAUUAUAGUAUUUUCACAAAUUCAUCCCCCGGGCCGGAUUGGUGGGCCAGUUCUGGCCGCGCAGGCCCUACGUUUGACACCCCUGCUUUAGUGUGUUCUGCCUCUUUUGCUCUCCACACAGUGUUAACCUGCGAGAAAUCAAAGCCUGGCCAAACUUGAUUGGCCUAACUACAGUAACCAACCACAAAACCAGAAUGUUUUCCCUAAUCUGCACGUGGUGAUCGAUCAAAAACAAUAUGCAGCAUCUGUAACUCAGCAGUGUUCAGUCAUGAGAUGACGGCAUUUAAAGAGUUCAGACAAACUUUCAGCCACUUGGACAAAAUGUCUGUUGUUGCUUAAUGAAUUGCAGAUUAUUUUGAGGUGGCUAUAAACACCAAAUGCUUUUUAAAAGGAUUUUUAAUGUAGAGAAAUGUAACCUUACAUUGUAGAGGCACAUCGCUUAUGUAAGUCAGCACGUUUCAUGUAUCUUUUUAUCUUCGAAUUCUUUUGAAGUUUCGAUCUUUGUUGUAACGUUUAGUGUUAGCUCUGAUGUUGAAAUUUGCCUCUCUGGUCUCAUCGUGUGACUAUAGGCAGCAGGUUCACGUAACAUUGUUUAUUAUUGAACAACAUUGAUCCUUCCUGUUAGUGUAUGAAUGUGUUAGUCCAUGCACUUAUUUUGCAGCACAUGAAUUUUACCGGACUCAGUCUCUGAUGGAUUUUUGCAGUUAUCACAUUGAUAGACAAAGUUAAAAAAAAGGAAUAAAUCAGAUUAGAUUGUCAUUCUAUGACAGUAUUUUAAACCAUGUAAUGAUUUCUACAUUUGAAACGAUGUGUUAUUAUUGUUGUUUGUGUGUCGGUUCGGAGCCCUCAUUUUAUGGCUUUAUGUGUUUUUAAAGCAUGAACUCUAUACUGUGUACAUGCAGAUAUAUCAUCUAUGUUUAUGUAAUAUGUGCUUGCCGACUCUCCAUAAGUGUGACUUAAUCUUUUUUUGCUUUCUUUGCACACUGUCUUUGUGGUUGUAUAUCGUAGCCCGGGGCAAAUAAAAUCGCAACCAAUUUGCAGCACAAUAAAAAUAAAACUUCUGGUUUCUUUA
Molecule: messenger RNA, 7195 nt
Organism: Solea senegalensis (Senegalese sole)
Lineage: Eukaryota; Metazoa; Chordata; Actinopteri; Pleuronectiformes; Soleidae
Gene: smarca2
Product: SWI/SNF related, matrix associated, actin dependent regulator of chromatin, subfamily a, member 2
Exons: 34
Coding region: 151-4911 (1586 amino acids)
Biological process (GO): positive regulation of transcription by RNA polymerase II
Cellular component (GO): nucleus
Molecular function (GO): ATP binding; ATP-dependent chromatin remodeler activity; DNA binding
Source: RefSeq, a predicted model, not a curated record